CGGCCCCUACAUUGCACCUGUAGUGACAUCAUAAGGUUGCUCACCUGUCUUGGGAUCGUCCAGUAAUUGUCCUACCUGUCAUCUUAAUGUCGCGGUGACACUGACGAGCUCUUAAUGACUUCCGAGAUCAAAUCCUCUGUAAAACCUUGGUAAAACAGUUAAGGUUGAUAUUUUUGACCAAAGUCAAAGAAGAAAAUAUCGUAGGUCACCGGUGGGGUUUUUGGAGGCACCUGUUUUGACUUCCUGAAGGAUUCUGACAGUACCGACGACUGGCUCUUACUAAAACCGGAGGGACUGAGAGGCUGAGCAGGGCUGAGGAAGGAAGUUUUACCGUAAGAAGGAAGUAGAGGCGUGUAAGAACUCUAGGACGACAUGCUACCACUGCAACAGCAGCUUACCGGGAUGUUGGUUGGUGUACUGACGGCGGUGGUCCUCUUUUCUACCGCCAACGCUCAGCAUGGAGGGUGGGGCUACUCUUCUGACAACGGCCCGGCCACGUGGCCCAACAACUAUCCCAACUGGUGCAACGGACAGAAGCAGUCACCCAUCGACGUCCAGUCCAAAUCAGCCGUGCAGAAGUCCUUCCCGGCUCUGAACUUCAAAGGCUUCGACACACCUCCAGCGGACGCACAGAUGCGCAUCAAAAACAACGGACAUGCCAUACAAGUGGAUCUACUGUCCAAGACUGGCAAGACGGACAACUACCAGAUAUCCGGCGGAGGACUACCAGGCACUUACAAUGUGCUGCAGUUCCACUUCCAUUGGGGGUCGGAGCACACCGUCAACGGAAAACGUUACGACGCCGAGAUGCAUGUGGUGACUUGGAACUCCAAGUACCCUACAGCUAGCGCCGCUUCAACGGUUACUCCUGACGGGUUUGCUGUGUUGAGCGUGCUCUUAGAGGCCACUUCGCAGACGGCAAACCCCGGGAUGCAGAACAUCGUGUCACAACUUUCUAAUGUUGCAAACAAAGGUAUGAACUACACGUACCCGACGUCUUUCUCCGUCAACUCGCUGUUCCCGGCGGACAAGGCGAACUACUGGCGCUACAUGGGGAGUCUGACCACACCCAAGUGCAACGAAGUCGUCGUCUGGACCAUCUUCAAAACUUCCCUCAAGAUUUCUCAGGACCAGAUCAACGCCCUGAAGACAAGCUGCUAUUUCAACUCCGCGGGUGACCAGGACCAACAACAACUCAACAACAACUACCGAACGACCAACCCCCUGAACGGACGCACCGUGUUCGACUCCUCCAACACGAGCGGCGUUCCCCAGCUGGCCCCCACAGUUCUGGCCCUCGUCAUCGCCGUGUUAUCAUCCACUGCGCUGCAGUUAUAAAACUAUUUGGUUGCUGCUUAGUUCCGUUUUUUGGCGACGCCACAGGAGCGGAGCCGUCAGUAAAAUGCUAUUCCCUCUAAACUUGCCCACGAUCAAAAAAGUAUAACCUAACUUGUAUGUUUGCUUUGUGAUAAAUCCUCAAAAAUUGUUUUAAUCAGGUUGAUAGACGCAGGAUAUUGAAUAUUUCUUUAAGACAACCAUUAAUGUCUUACGUUUCGAUGCCUAUCAGACAUCUUCUGACUAUAGUGCUGCUUUUCUCUGCCUGUAUAUGUUGCCGAUGUAGGUUAGCAACGUUUGGGAUUGUGUUCUCACCGCAAAGCGCCACCUACAUUGGCUACGUAUAGCGGCGAGAAGCAGAACUCUAGUUAGAAGCUCUGAGGAAGAUGUCUGACAAACAUCGAAACGUAAGCAGCUAGAUGAGAGACAUUACUGACUGUGUAUAAGAAAUACUCAAUAUUCUUGUGAUAAACCUUUGCUUUGCUUACCUUAGGAUUUUAAACCAAUGAGUGAUACGGAUAGAAGGAGUCUGUAAGAGAAAAUAGCUAACAAGGCAUUUAUUUGUUGCAUAAAACAUAUUAGAUAUUAAUGUCAAGAGAGUUGCACAUGACACGCUAAAGUAGAAAGCUAUUUAUGAAUGAUGUCUGAGCUAGAUGUCUAUAUGCUGUUGUGGAGAUACUAAAAUCACAUGGAAAAUGUAGAAUAGGUAGGAAAUGAUUUCAUAUGAAUACGCAAAAUCUAUAUGUGGAAAUCUAAAUGUUUACGCCGUACCAGAUAAAGUAUAUGUGUGGAUAUCGUAAAGUGGUCGUUGUGUCACAUCGUGAUGUGUUGUUGGGCAUAUUCUGAAAGUCGACAAUCACGUGCUUGCAAACCCCCUAACCCAGCCCCAACCCUACCCCUACUCAGAUAUGCCACUUAAGAAACGUAGCUUCCAAUAUGUGGACAAUAGGUUUUGAUACAACCUGCCUUGUAUAUGACGGCGCUAGUUGGAGGGGCAAACCAUUUUCGCCUUCGAAACACACACAAAUACAACAUCCACUAUAAGCGGUAUCGGCAUUUCGGUAGUGGUAAGAAUCGGACGAAUUCAGGUAUUGUGUACGUUA
Molecule: messenger RNA, 2438 nt
Organism: Branchiostoma floridae (Florida lancelet)
Lineage: Eukaryota; Metazoa; Chordata; Leptocardii; Amphioxiformes; Branchiostomatidae
Product: carbonic anhydrase 2-like
Exons: 9
Coding region: 373-1338 (321 amino acids)
Cellular component (GO): plasma membrane
Molecular function (GO): zinc ion binding; carbonate dehydratase activity
Source: RefSeq, a predicted model, not a curated record